AUGGCUGAGCAACCAAUAGACAGAUCUCUUCGAAAGAUCAGGUUCAUAUUCCGAUACUCUGGUAUGAAUCUCGAAGAACGGUCAAGAACUUGGCUGCAGAACUUCAUUUACAUGUUCAACUUCCUCUGGAUUUUAACCGACAUAGUCGGGGCAUUUAACUGGAUAUUUGAAGGAGUGAAUAAAGGCAGAAACUUCAUCGAGCUGACCAUUGUAACCCCUUGUCUUAGCUUGGGAAUGAUGGCGGAGUUUAAAACUGGCUUUGUGGUUGCUCACGAAGAGAGACUCUUUCGUCUCAUCAACAAUCUGAGAGAGAUGGAAACAAAACGGCUGGUUGGACCCUCCGCGAAUAAAAUCGUAAAGGAAGAGUCCAAGUUCUUGUACGCUCUGAUAUUUGCGUUGAUAGUAAUCAAUGUGGUCUUAAUAAUCCUGUUUGGGUUCGGCCCUUUGGUCGUGAUCGUAGUGAAGUAUUUCGUUUCGGGCAAACUGGAGCUCACUCUGCCUUUUCUUGACGUGUAUCCCGUUGACUGCUACGAUUUGAGGAUCUGGCCGUUUGCCUACAUUCAUCAGAUCUGGACAACGGUGAUAGUGCUAUCCGAGAUCUUUGCGGUGGACUUCCUAUUCUACAUCUGCUGUACGCACAUCAAGAUGCAGUUUAAGGUCUUGAAUCUUGAAGUCACGAAGGUAAUAGCAGAGGAACGAAGUGCUAGGAUUAUAGAAGAUGAAACUUCUAGAAACAAGUUUAACGAGCUUGUUAAAUGGCAUCAGGAUAUUAUUGGCUCUGCUAGUAUGCUAGAAGAGAUUUAUUCCAAGUCAAACCUGGUCAACUACCUCUCCAGCUCCCUUAUCAUUUGCUUAACUGGCUUCAACGUUACGGCAAUAAACAACAUGACCAUCGUAGUCACGUUUGCGAUACUCUGUGUUGCUGGCAUGCUGCAGAUCUUCUUCGUCUGUUUCUUUGGAGAUAUGCUUAAGGAUUCCAGUACGGCCGUGAGCACGGCAGUGUACAACAGUAGAUGGUAUCUCGCGGAUGCUGCUUUCGGAAAGUCUGCUCUCAUCAUGCAGACCAGAGCGCAGAAGCCAUGCACAGUGACCGCCGCUGGGUUUGCCGACGUCAAUUUGAAAGCUUUUAUGAAGAUUCUUAGCUCGUCGUGGUCAUACUUUGCGCUCUUGCAAACAGUUUACAGGACAUCUGAGAAUUAAAUCAUC
This is a messenger RNA of Ostrinia nubilalis (European corn borer), 1206 nucleotides long. Its product is annotated as putative odorant receptor 92a. The record is from RefSeq and is a predicted model, not a curated record. Gene Ontology annotation, cellular component: plasma membrane. Gene Ontology annotation, molecular function: olfactory receptor activity; odorant binding. Gene Ontology annotation, biological process: sensory perception of smell; detection of chemical stimulus involved in sensory perception of smell. NCBI's taxonomy places the organism in Eukaryota, Metazoa, Arthropoda, Insecta, Lepidoptera, Crambidae. Bases 1 to 1200 code for a protein of 399 amino acids. The transcript is spliced from 7 exons.